Struthio camelus australis is the source of this 515-nucleotide messenger RNA. The record is from RefSeq and is a predicted model, not a curated record. NCBI's taxonomy places the organism in Eukaryota, Metazoa, Chordata, Aves, Struthioniformes, Struthionidae.
UGUUGUUGGGAACAAAAUUGAAGAUGAAAUCCACACAAAGGCCUUGUGUCUUGCUGUGCAGGUGCCACAGCGGAAACUCUUCAGCGUGAUAACACAUGAAGACAUUUUCAAGCAGAUCAUGGAAACUGGAAAUCAAAAGGGAAAAAAAGUUAAGGAUGUGCCUAUGUACCAUGAGGUGACUGAAGUAGCCAAAGCCAUUCUGGAAAGUGGAGAACCAAUUCCUAUAACACUGAUUGGAAAGCUAUUGAAAUUUCAAUUGCUUUGCUUCAAGCAGAAAGACCUUCAGAGAAGAGAAGCUGAAAAGAAGGCAGAAGAAGAGCGAAAAAUGGAAAAAGACAGAGGGAUAGACAAAUCUAAACCUCCUGGCAAGAAGGAAAAAAAACCUAAUGCCAAGAUAGCUGAGAAAGAAAUGAAAGGAAAAAAGACAGAAGCAGCCCCUCCAGCGGCAAUUACUGUCAAAAAGGACACCAAAUUAAAGCGACGGGGAGAAGAGGAAAAGGAAGACAAAUACAUUG